Molecule: messenger RNA, 339 nt
Organism: Lolium rigidum
Lineage: Eukaryota; Viridiplantae; Streptophyta; Magnoliopsida; Poales; Poaceae
Exons: 1
Coding region: 1-339 (112 amino acids)
Source: RefSeq, a predicted model, not a curated record
AUGGCCCGGUUACUCCUCCUCUGCCUGGUGUCUAGCCAUCUAGCCGUGACCGCCGUCAUGGCGCGGCAGUUCCCUGCCGACGGCGGCGCGAGGGCCAUCACAGCAGACGCUCCUUCUGCUGCGGCUGGUUAUCGGCUGCAUGUCCAUUCACUUCUGGAGUCCUUCGCCGGAUCGCCACUGGGCUCGGCGCACCACGCGCCGCACAGGCACAACCCCUUCGACAGCCACUUCGCCGGGGGCAAGAUCAUACUGGGCGGCCUCGCGGCGGCGAUCAUCACUUCCGUCUUCUGCUACAUCCGCAUCACCAGGGCGAAGAAGAUCACCGAGCCAAAAACUUGA